UUGGUCAUGUGACGUUGUGUUGUUGCAGUGCAGCUGACGCAUCCAGCGCUCGACUGAAAGUAGUUUCUGUUGAAAGUGAUUUCUCUUCAAGCUACACUCACAUUUGAUCAUGGGAGCACUUAUGAGCCUUUGUUCGGUUGGCUCACUGGCAUGUUGCUGUGGCUCAGCAGCAUGCAGCCUGUGCUGCUCGGCAUGUCCAAGCUGCCGUAACUCCACAUCUUCGCGCAUCAUGUACGCACUGAUGCUGCUUCUUACCACCAUCGUGGCCUGCAUCAUGUUGAGCCCCCGUAUCGAGGAACUACUGGAAAAGGUCCCCCGUCUCUGCGAGAGCACGGAUGUCUGCAAGAGUGCAGUUGGGUACUUAGCAGUGUACAGGCUGCUGUUUGCAUUGACACUCUUCUUCAUUGCCUUCUCCAUGAUGAUGAUUGGUGUGAAGUCAUCCAAAGACCCCAGAGCUGGCAUACAGAAUGGAUUCUGGGCCAUAAAGUAUCUAGUGUUAAUUGGUGCCAUGGUAGGUGCAUUCUUCAUACCGGACGGAGCAUCAUUUGGUCAAGUUUGGAUGUACUUCGGCAUGAUUGGAGGCUUCCUGUUCAUCGUGAUUCAGCUUAUUCUGAUCAUUGACUUUGCCCACAGCUGGGCAAACAGCUGGGUUGAGAAGUUUGAAGAGAGUCAGUCUAAAGGCUGGUACUGCGCCUUGCUGACAUUCACCCUCCUUCACUAUGCGCUGGCUAUUGCAGCCGUCGUCUUGUUCUACAUCUUCUACACUCAGGGGUCAGACGGCUGUACACUGCAGAAGUUUUUCAUCAGCAUCAACCUGAUCAUCUGUGUCAUCCUCUCCGUGGUUUCUGUCCUGCCCAAAGUUCAGGAAGCCCAGCCCUCAUCUGGUUUGCUUCAGUCAUCUGCCGUCACUCUGUACAUCAUGUAUCUCACCUGGUCUGCCAUGAACAACUCUACAAGCAAGCAGUGCAAGCCAUCACUGAGCCUGGCCCAGGAAGGAAGCAAGUUUGACUCACAGAGCAUUGUUGGGCUCGUGGUUUGGUUUUUGUGCGUUCUCUACUCGAGCAUCCGUACCUCAUCCAACUCGCAAGUUGGCAAGCUCACUAUGUCCGAGAAGAUUCUUGUCAAGGAGACUGGGACCAAGUCCACUGCACUUGUGGGGAGCGAAGAUUCCAGUGCUGGAGGUGAUGCAGAGGCCAAGGUGUGGGACAAUGAAGAUGAUGGGGUGGCAUACAGCUGGUCGUUCUUCCACUUCAUGUUUGCACUGGCUUCACUUUAUGUCAUGAUGACCCUGACCAACUGGUUCCAGCCAAGUGACGAUCCCAAGAAUCUGAUUGAGAACACUGCCUCAAUGUGGGUCAAGAUGGUGUCGAGCUGGAUAUGCUCCGCACUCUACCUGUGGACCCUAGUGGCACCACUGGCCCUGCCGGACAGGGACUUCAGCUAAAUGCUUCCUAUCUGGCUGCUUCUACUUUUUUUUUUACUUUUUUUCUUUAUUUCUUUUUCGUUAUUGCUGCAGAGUUUCAAGCAGCUAAGAGAAGUCAUACCUUGUGUUGCAGAAUAUAGGUGUUUUUGUUUUGAAGCAGAGAAAGCUUGUUUGUAUAAAAGCCUGUAGAGACUUAUCGUGAGUAAAAUAUUGUGUGAUUUUCAUGUUGAGUGUGCUACUUAAGUUGUCUGUGCACCUUUAUCCACACAGUCUUCUGUACAUAAAAGGGUGUCUCAUGAAGUGUGUCAGAUGGUCAGAUAAAAAUGAACAAACAGUCCUAGAGCUUGCUUUUCAUCCCUUUACCCUCCAUGUUCUUGUGAUUGUGUGUAAAAUGUCAAGACUAUUUGUCCCUCAGGAAAAAGUGUCUUGUUUUUAUGCUUUCAAGUUUUAUUUCUGACAAUGCCAAUUACAACACUGUGUCUGCAUUGUUUUUCACCUCCUGGAAAUUCAAGGAAGCACACUUCGAAACAAUAUGUACACAACAUCUUUAAUCUCAGUGCUCCUGCUGUUCACCGAAUUAGACACAAAUGUUCUUAUUUUCAGUCUGCAAUAAAGUUGGCUGAAAUGUACUGGCA
This is a messenger RNA of Dermacentor andersoni, 2058 nucleotides long. RefSeq names its product serine incorporator TMS1 (gene Serinc). The record is from RefSeq and is a predicted model, not a curated record. Gene Ontology annotation, cellular component: membrane. NCBI's taxonomy places the organism in Eukaryota, Metazoa, Arthropoda, Arachnida, Ixodida, Ixodidae.